AUGGGAGCCUCAUCAUCAGACAAUGUACCCAAUGCGACUAAUGGCGAUGCGCCUGUCACAUCCUCGGCUUUACCAGUGGCCAGUGGCGGCAAUACAUCAUUCUGGCGCAAGAAUUUACACGAGUUGGACGACUUGAGGUCGACUGAAAUUCUGCCAGAAACAUCUGAUGUCGUUAUCGUAGGCGGGGGAUACGCCGGCGUAGCGACGGCAUACCAUCUCCUAGAACUUGGAAGUACGGCGUCGAUAACCCUUGUUGAGGCGCGCGGCGCAUGUUCUGGUGCCACGGGACGCAAUGGCGGUCACAUGCGCCCAGACCUCUACGGUCACAUUCCCAAAUACAUCAAGCGCUUCGGCCUCGAAAUUGGCAGCUCCCUUGCCGAGUUCGAGAUCGCCCACGUGCAGGCCAUCAAAGCGGUAGUAGAGAAGGAGAAGAUCGACUGCGAGUUCACCCUCACCCGAACAACGGACGUAUGGUGCGACCAAGACGCUGCCGACAGGGCCAAAGCCGUCUACGAAAUGAUGGUCGGCCAUGGACUGAAGUACAUGGACGACGUGCACUUCACUUACGGCCAGAAGGCUGCAGAGGGCGUGAGCGGUAUCAAGAAUGCCAAGGCGUGCACAACCUACACGGCUGGGACCAUGUUCCCAUACAAGUUCAUCCUGCACCUCGUCGGGCUGCUUCAUAAGCGCGGGCUGAACAUACAGACGCACACCCCCGUCACCUCUGUAACUCCCAACGAAGACGGAAGCUGGACUGUUUCCACUCCUCGGGGCCACAUCAAGGCUGGGAAGGUAGUCCACGCCACCAACGCCUAUACCAAAGCCCUCCUCCCCGAAUACGCCAAGAAUAUCGUCCCCUGCAAGGGCAUCUGCUGCCACAUCGCCGUGCCCCAAGGUUCCACCCCGCCACACGUCCAAAACUCCUUCAUCAUUCGCGAAUCAGGCAACCCAAGCGUGUUGAGCUACCUGGUCCCGCGCGGCGACGGCGGGAUUGUAGUCGGCGGCGCUAGUUCCAUCUUCCGGCCUCACUUGGAGCAAUGGUAUGACAAUAUCGACGACACGGUGCUGAUCGAGUCUGCCAAGGACUAUUACGAAAGUUUCAUGCAAAAGAACUUCCGGGGGUGGGAGGAUAGCGGGGCGAGGGUGACGGAUAUUUGGACGGGGGUCAUGGGCUACUCGUGGGAUUCGAAUCCCCAUGUGGGACAUGUGCCCGGGAAGGAGGGGCAGCUGAUUAUUUCUGGGUUUAACGGGCAUGGCAUGCCGAUUAUUUGGUUGGCGGCGAAGGGACUGGCGGAGAUGAUUGUGCGUGGAAAGGGAUUUGAGGAGACUGGGAUGCCGUUGUUGUUGAAGACUACAAAGGAGAGGAUUGAAAGGGCGCAGAAGGGGCCAGAGGGUGGUGAUAUACUUGCAUGA
Pseudomassariella vexata is the source of this 1413-nucleotide messenger RNA. Its product is annotated as FAD dependent oxidoreductase superfamily. Bases 1 to 1413 code for a protein of 470 amino acids. The record is from RefSeq and is a predicted model, not a curated record. Lineage: Eukaryota; Fungi; Ascomycota; Sordariomycetes; Amphisphaeriales; Pseudomassariaceae. The transcript is spliced from 2 exons. Gene Ontology annotation, molecular function: oxidoreductase activity. Gene Ontology annotation, cellular component: cytoplasm.